Molecule: messenger RNA, 1140 nt
Organism: Labeo rohita (rohu)
Lineage: Eukaryota; Metazoa; Chordata; Actinopteri; Cypriniformes; Cyprinidae
Gene: calhm1a
Product: calcium homeostasis modulator 1a
Exons: 2
Coding region: 10-1059 (349 amino acids)
Molecular function (GO): monoatomic cation channel activity
Source: RefSeq, a predicted model, not a curated record
CUUGUAAAUAUGGAUAAAUUUCGGAUUAUGGUCCAGUUUUUGCAAGCCAACCAAGAGUCCUUCAUGAAUGGCAUCUGUGGGAUCAUGGCUCUGGCAAGUGCCCAGAUGUAUUCCUCUUUUGAGUUCACCUGUCCUUGUCUUCCAGACUACAAUUACGCGUAUGGGAUCGGCAUUCUAAUCGUUCCGCCAAUAUGGUUCUUUUUACUUGGAUAUGUACUUAACAACAACAUAUCAGUGUUAACUGAAGAAUGGAAGAGACCGGUUGGAAAACGUAGGAAAGAUCCGGCGGUUUUGCGCUAUAUGUUCAGCUCCAUGACGCAGCGCGCUCUCAUCGCCCCGGCUGUAUGGGUAGCCGUGACUUUAAUGGAUGGCAAGAGCUUUUUGUGUGCUUUCAGCGCCACAACGGAUUUAUCCGAGUUCAUCAACGAGACCUAUCAAAGCAUGUCCAAAAAAGAGCUUCGAAAAUUACAAGCAAGGAUUCCAUGCAAGGACGUAUUUGAUGGGAAUGAGAUUAUUUCCAGAGAAGCGGCCACUAGGUAUAUUCGCUGUUUGUCACAGGCCUGUGGAUGGACCUUUUUAAUGGUAAUAACUGUAGCAGCCUUCUUGAUAAGGGCGAUAAGGCCUUGUUUUACCCAAGCUGCUUUUCUUAAAACCAAAUAUUGGUCGCACUACAUCGAUACAGAGCGCAAACUAUUCGACGAAACGUGCAAAGAGCACGCCAAGAGCUUCGCUAAGGUCUGCAUACAGCAAUACUUCGAGAGCAUCAGUGGUGAAAUUGUUCCACAGUUCCAGCUACCCACAAAGAAAGGGAAAGGUAAUAAAGAUGAGGAUGGGGAAAAACAGAAGAGUGACGAGGAGAAGCUUCUUGGGGUCCGUAAAGAAGAGGACAUGAAUAGAGUGCUGUGGAACUGGCAUACAUGUAAACCCGCGCUACUGCUGAACAAACGCGCUGAAGAAAUGAACGGACAUGCGCACUUGGAUACACUCAGCCUCACAGAUGAGCGCCAAAAUCACACACCUAUGAAAACAACAGCUGUAGCAUAUUACUCCAAAGUCUGAUUUUACAUUUUAAAAUUAAUAUGAAGUGGUAUAGCAUUGUCAAGAUCUCAUUUCUAUUUAUUGCUUGCCAUUUCUUAUCCU